CUGCUAAUCCCAUCUGCGAAACAAGUAGCUUUUUGGACUGUAAUAAGAUGUUAUCAAAUAACAAAUAAAAUAAAUUAAAAUUAUUAGUUUAGCUCAAAAUUUACAGUCACAUUUCCUUUUAUUAAUCAAUUAUCUAGUCUGAGUUUACAAUUAGAAGUCUAAAGAAUAUUAAAAUAUAUUUCUAAAUUUUUGUGAAUAAUAAAAUGUACAUAAUGUCGAUUUUUAAAAAGUGGAUACGUUACAAGAAGAAUGUGAAUUUCAACUUAAGUUUCAUGCGUCAGAGUUUCAAAAAAUCUAAAAAGUGAAAGAGUGAAAGAGUGCACUGCAAAGAAUUUGUGAAACUUGAUGAGCGGUUGAAGGAUAAUUAAAAAUGAAAAAGAGGUGAGGAGCUGUGGAUUGGAGGGUCAGACCACGGCCCCAGGAAUGGCCUGGGGGUUACCCUGGGGACCUGGAAAAUAAGGAAGUGGCUAGGAGAGGAUUCCAGAGGCGGAGGAGGCCGCCAUGAACGCCAGCGUUAACGUCGAGAGGAACUCCUGGCGGCUACCUCCCGACGAGACCGUCCAGGUCGCCGAUCCACGAUCUAAAUCAGCUCAGGUAAAAGAGGACCUUACAUACGGAGAAAGUGGUCAUAACUGGCGAAGCAUAAUCUUCUCACUUUUGGUUAUUGGCAUCGUCAUUGCUGGUAUUGUUACAGCCAUCUACCUCCUUGGAUACGUUGACGAACUUUUGUACUGGAGCGGAAGGCGUUUGUCAUUGGAGGAGUGUUUAGAUGGAGAUCUGACACCACAUCGGCUACCACCGACAUGGAUUUCUCACGAUAAGUUCGUUUAUCAAGCAGAUGAUGGUUCCCUUGCUCUACUGGACACGUCCAAUAACACUGUUUCUAUUCUAGUAUCAAACCACACGCUGAGGCAGCUCAAUGUUCAAGGGUAUCAGUGCAGUACGGACUUACGUUACGUGCUCUUCAAACACAAUGUCAAACCGGUUUUCCGGCACACCUUUACAGCCCAUUACACGGUGUACGACGUCACAAACGACCAUCACAUGCCUCUUCGCCUCCACACCUCCACGAAGUUUCACCAGACGCGCCUCCAGCAUGCCGCCUGGCUUGGAAACACGACUGUGCUGUUGAUGAUAUCUGAGAAUGACAUUUAUCUAAGAACGACGCCUUCAGCCACCGAGGACACUCGCCUGACAGACACAGGGAUACCAGGAGUGGUUUACAACGGUGUUCCAGACUGGCUUUAUCAGGAAGAGGUCUUGCCGAGGCCAGAGGCAAUUUGGUCCAGCUCGGAUGGAUCGCAUAUUCUUUUUGCCAGCUUCGAUGAUACCAGAGUCACCGAACUAGAAUUUCCUUGGUUUGGCACUCAGAUUGGCCAAAAUGGGUAUGGUGGCAUUCCUACUGUUUCUACAAAAAGAGGAACUUUUCCACCCUCCAGGACCAUCAGAUAUCCAACCCCUGGCUCACCGAAUCCAGAUGUGGACCUCUGGCUCAUUGAUCUGAAUAAUAACACCAAUUUUUCAAAUCUCACGAACACCACACAGCCUUUAAGGACGAGACUGAAUCCACCUUCUGCUUUAGAUGGACAGGAAUAUUAUCUUAUCUCAGCGGGAUGGAUAGGAGAACACUCUUCUCAAGUUGCAGUAGUUUGGAUGACGAGGUCCCAAAACUUAUCUGUAGUAUCAGCAUGUCGAGCCCCUAACUGGGAGUGUGAGGAAAUUCACACAGAGAGAGCUCCAGAAGGACAGUGGCUGGACGCUCAACCACAUCCCGUUUUCGCACCUGAUGGAGACAGCUUCCUGCUCCUGGCAGCUGUACAAGAGGGAGGCCAGGAACACUUCACUCACAUUAAACACGUCACUCUGACGGACCAAAGGAUUGCUGUGCUAUCGCACGGUCGUUACGAGGUGAGUUCAAUUCUGGCGUGGGACACUUCAGCUCAUUUAGUAUACUACUUGGGAUCUAGAGAGCGAAAACCGGGUCAGAAGCACCUUUAUGUGGUGCGAGAUCCAACUGCCGAUGAUCAUCGAAAUUUUGAACCUUUGUGCAUUACAUGCGACCUUGGAGAGGUCCUUUGGAGUAGUCGAUUUUACUAUAUAAACUGUACCCACUUUGGUGCGUCCGUGAAUCCGCCAACGGCAGAUAGUGGUGCAGGAUUUUACGUCCUUUACUGUGAAGGACCUGGACUACCUCUGGGUGGUGUUCAUUCAGUUACAACUCAUAAAAUGGUUCGAGUUCUUUAUGACACCAGGAUACAGCGGGGAGAUAGAUUGUCUCAAUUGGCACUUCCAAAGAGAAGAAGCUUGGAGGUGCCAUUGCCACAAGGCUGGAGGGCGCAAGUGCAGCUUCUAUUGCCACCGUCUUGGAGAGAGGAGCUUCGGGACGCUGCAUUUCCGGUGUUGGUGGAGGUCAAUGGACGACCUGGAAGUGAAGCGGUCACGGACAAGUUCAGCAUAGAUUGGGGUACAUAUAUGUCGAGCCACAACGACGUGGUAUACGUCAGACUCGAUGUACGUGGUGCUCGGGGCCAAGGAAAAAGAGCCCUAUUUCGAAGACUCGGAGGAGUCGAAGUACAAGAUCAGCUGACAGUACUGAGGUAUCUUCUACACACUCUCAAAUACUUAGAUGAAACGAGAGUUGGUGUUUGGGGAUGGGGAUAUGGUGGAUAUGUCACUGCCAUGGUGCUUGGAAGUCAGCAAGAUGUUUUCAAAUGUGGGGUCUCCGUUAACCCUAUUGCUGAUUGGCUCUAUUACAACUCCGCUUUUACGGAACGCGUUUUGGGAGCGCCGGCAGAAAAUUUCAAGGGUUAUGUGGAGGCUGAUCUAACUCAACGUGCCAGACUGGUACCAAGUAACAGCCUUUAUCUUCUACAUGGUUUAGCCGAUCUUACAGCGCCUUACACACACGGCGUUGCCUUUGCCAAGGCCAUGUCUGAAGCAGGAGUGAUCUUCAGAUACCAGAGUUAUGCAGACGAAGAUCACGGCCUGUCAGGUGUGCUGGAGCACGCCUACCGUUCCAUGGAGGAUUUCUUGACCCAAUGCCUCGUUCUGGAUCCCUCCUAGUGCCUCAAAACUCAUUACUUCCUUGUUAGCGACGCCGCACUUGCUUCUGAUCUUGAAAGAUGUCGACAAAAGCGUCGCCGAAGGAGCCUCGCGGAAGGAAGGAAGAUAGGAAGGUUCGUGUUCUUAAUGAUCGACACGCGAAACGUUCGAAUAAUAAAAACCGCACCUUCCAAGCUUCUUCUAUUAUGCUAACAUAAGGUCAUUUGUUGUUAAUGAAAUCAAGUUGAUCAAAAUCGAGUGAAUGCUAUGGAGAAAGAGAAAAUCGUGUGUGUGUGUGUGUGUCUCUGUCUGUCUGCGACAGAGAUGGAAUGUAUCCGAGGACACUUUAGGUACGAUAAUUAAUAAUUAUUACGGAAAAUAAAAAAGGGGAUUUCAUCAUAUUUGUACGAUAUCGUUAAAGCGUUGUAUACUCAUCAUGCAUCGUUAUACGAGCUCUCUUUGCUAUGGCCAAAAUUAUUCGUAUCCUCCCCUGGAUGACAACGCACAUUCUAGACUCGACUUCAGACAACAAGUGGAAGAAUAAACACACAAAAUUUCUUAGAAAAGUCCAUAUGCUUUCUGCCAGUGGCACGAAUCUCGAGUGAAAAGUCUAUUUCAUUUUUAGUAUCUAAUUAUUAAUUAUUACCGUUCGAAAACGUGACAACUCCCACCAAAAGUUCGAUUAUAUCUACUUCACUUCCGUAGUCGAACUAAAGGAAGUCUUAUGUAUUGGAUUGUAUGAAAAUAACGAUGAAUUACGUUUGAACUAUUAUUGAAUAUAUUAGAAGCCGUUCUUAAACUAAGUUACUAAUUGGAGGGGGCAGGAGAGGGCCACGCAAAACACGGCAUUUUUCUAAAGCCAUCUUUUUUAGUAAAAAAUCCAAGUACUUGCUUGAAACUCAUAAAACUUUGUUAAACAGAUUUUUUUAGUUGAAGAUGUACCUCUGGUUACAAAUUUAAAUAUUCCAUUUAAAAAGAACAAAUGAUGAAAUCCUUUUGUUGAAAAUUUAAUUGUUUUUUGAAGAUUCAUCAUUUCAGUCGAAAAUUUAUCUCUAUAGAUGAAAAUUUAACUACUGUGACCCCUAGAGUUUGUGUUGGCUUUAGGACUGACGGUGGUCUUAUCUCUGGGGACUCCGAACUCUUUUGUCACUCUCCUGUUUCUCUCUCUCGCUGCGUCAAUUCUCGGAAGAACUAACUCUGGAGGCCCUAUCUCCCGGGCUCACUGUAUUUCGUUAAAAAUUUCUUCUUUUUUCCUUUACAAGAAUUAAUUUUUUCAACUAAAAAUAUAAUUAUU
This is a messenger RNA of Belonocnema kinseyi, 4336 nucleotides long. RefSeq names its product inactive dipeptidyl peptidase 10. Gene Ontology annotation, molecular function: serine-type peptidase activity; dipeptidyl-peptidase activity. The transcript is spliced from 13 exons. The record is from RefSeq and is a predicted model, not a curated record. Lineage: Eukaryota; Metazoa; Arthropoda; Insecta; Hymenoptera; Cynipidae. Gene Ontology annotation, biological process: proteolysis. The coding region runs from base 502 to 3063 and encodes 853 amino acids.